Molecule: messenger RNA, 2685 nt
Organism: Patiria miniata (bat star)
Lineage: Eukaryota; Metazoa; Echinodermata; Asteroidea; Valvatida; Asterinidae
Product: solute carrier family 49 member 4 homolog
Exons: 12
Coding region: 626-2110 (494 amino acids)
Biological process (GO): transmembrane transport
Cellular component (GO): membrane; intracellular membrane-bounded organelle
Molecular function (GO): transmembrane transporter activity
Source: RefSeq, a predicted model, not a curated record
UGACUAAAGGCUAAUCGAGUGCUUGCGUGUAGUACUAUACUACUAUACUCGAGUUGUACAACACUGCUAAUUUUUGGCAACCACUUGACAUUGAGCAAUCUCACCCAUUUAAUAAUGGGAUGGUCCAACUAGCACGGUGAACUAAAAUAAACUGCUAAAUGUGUUUUGUUACCAAAGCUUCGGCAAAUACAAUAUCUUAUUAUUACAAUUACAUGCAAUUACUUGUGAAGGACGGUGGAAUCGCAGGGCGGCCUCGGACUGGUUUUGUACACACGGUAGGCUUACGUACUGCUGUUUGGCAUGUUUAGAUGAUGUGCAGUGUACGAAUCUCGUGAUAAUCCGGCCAUUCAACUUUUUUCAAGGCGAUUGUGUACAAGCAUGUUUUAUUUCUCCAUGCUAAGUGACGUGCCAUGCGUGUGGGUGGUAAUCAGGUUAUGAACUGCCCACCUCUUUCAAGGGUCCUGCAAAAAGGAUGUGGCAGGCUGCAGGCAGAGGCAGUCGCUAUGUCUUAAUUAAAGUCACCCUUGCUGCAUCUGGUGCAGAUGUCCUGAUAACCAACAAAUCCCACACAGGUUGAGAGACCGCUAGUCACGACACUAGUUUGAAUUGAACACAUCAAGUAACCAUGGCAGAAACCGACGCCCUGUUGUCGUACGUAGCACCCAAGCAUUCACACCCAAGCUUGACCAAAUACGAUACUGUCAAUGGGGACCGUGACAUCCUUAGUGCGGAGACCCCAUCUCCUCUGACGAACAGCUUGAAGAAUGAGAGGGGAAAGCCCAUGACAGGAGAACACGUGGUGUACAAAGCAAGGUGGUUCAUUCUGGCCGUCUUCUCGCUACUUUGUAUGUUGCAAGCAGCAGCGUCGAACGCAUGGGGUCCCAUCGCAGACACAGCCAAGGUUGUGUUGGACUGGACGGAUGGUGACAUAGCCCUGUUGGCCAACUGGGGUCCCAUUACAUUCGUAAUCACCAGCUUUUUCUUUUCCUAUCUACUUCUCAUCAAAGGUUUCAGGUUUUUCGUAUUAUGCAGUUCCUUGAUCUUCCUAUUGGGAGUCGCUAUACGGUGCAUUCCUGUCGGUGUAGAAAACGUGAAGUGGACAAUGAACGCUGGCCACGUUUUAAUUGGCAUAGCUGGUCCCGUUAUGAUGUCAGCACCAACUGAAUUAUCAGCGGUCUGGUUCCCGCCUCACCAACGGACUACGUCCACGGCCAUUUCUAUGACCUCAGCAUUUUUUGGCAUGUCCAUGUCGUUUCUGGUGGGGCCAUUAGUGGUCACAAGUCUUCCGCAAAAUGCAAGUUCACAUGCAGAAUCCAUAGACCCAAAGGAGAAAGCACUGUACUUCAAUGAGAUAAUGAAGUUAAUGUAUAUAGAAUGUGGAGCUGUGGCCGUCGUGGUCAUCGCGGCUCUAUUGUACUUCCCUGAGAAGCCACCAACCUCACCCAGCUUAUCUGCCACCAAACCUCGGGAAAGCUUCAAAGAUGGAGCCCUGAAGAUGAUCAAGAGCACCCAUUUUUGGAUUCCUGCGGCAGCCUACAGCAUAUCAUCUGGAGUUUACGGUGGCUGGACCACGCAAAUGGACACAAUUUUCAAGACUACUCUGAAUAUAGGACAGGACACUGUUGGUUGGAUUGGAUUCAUCUCCAAUAUUGCCGGGAUGCUGGGAGGCUUGAUAGUUGCAAGACUUGUAGACAUCCUAGGCGGUAGGAUGAAGGCAGUAUUGAUUUCACUCACCAUGGCAGCCUUCGUUAGCUGUGUAUGGUAUGUCCUACUCUCAAUGAAGUAUAUCUCAUAUAGUUUAGUGAGCGUCUACAUUGCAUGUAUCUUCUUUGGACUUUUCAUCAAUGCCUCCUUCCCCAUAUACUUUGAGAUCACGGUCGAGGGCAUGUAUCCUGUCUCAGAAGGCAACAUAACAAUGGUGAUGACAUUCGUGACCAAUGUGGUUUCUGUGAUAUUCCUGUUGCCGCCGAUGAUUCCAAAUCUAAGUGUGAUUUGGAUGAACUGGCUCCUUCUAGGUUCAGUCUUUGUGUGCUUGCCUCUCCUCAUGAUGUAUAAAGAGCAUUAUAAUCGUCUGGAUGAAGAUAUGACGGAAAGUAUCCAGAGAGGAUAACAAAUGAUAUUGUCCUCUUCUAGGGCUAAUUUCAUAUUUGAUUAUUCUAACUUGGACUUGAUUGAAUAUUCAAAUAUAUGAAAUGCACCGAUCAAAAUUAACUGGCACUUGAAUUAUCAUGUUUUUAAUUCAUAAUUUUCUCUCAUUAACUAAGUUAUGAACUUGCCAAUGAGACGUUGCACACAAAUCUUCAGACAGUAUUAAGGUUAAGUUUGAAUUGGAGUGACUUGCUCCAAGUUUUGACAGUUCUAUAUCCCCCUGGACUGUGUAGAGUACUAAGUGUAAUACAGCAUUAUUACAUUUAAAAAGUACAGUUUUUCCCCACAAUAAGUGGGUAUGUGGAAGACUGACGUACUAAUUUUGAAACUCGUAUUUGCUUGUAUUCCCACAUACUUCUCAACCAAGAAGUAUUGAGGGCAUUAUUUCAUUUAAUUGUUUAUUUUUAUAAUUAUUCACCGAAGUAAAAUUAAUUUUGUUUUAAAAUCAACUAACUUGUAAUUAAUAGAAUGUUUUGAAGCGUUAGGGUUGUAAAAGGAAAACGGUGCAAGACAUGACUUUGACGGAAUGCUUGCUUU